Halteromyces radiatus is the source of this 1475-nucleotide messenger RNA. RefSeq lists its product as uncharacterized. Gene Ontology annotation, molecular function: RNA binding. The transcript is spliced from 6 exons. The record is from RefSeq and is a predicted model, not a curated record. The coding region runs from base 54 to 1334 and encodes 426 amino acids. Gene Ontology annotation, cellular component: nucleus. Lineage: Eukaryota; Fungi; Mucoromycota; Mucoromycetes; Mucorales; Cunninghamellaceae.
UUUUUUUUUUCAACAAAAGUCAAUUGGACCAAACUGGUCAAACUUAUAUUAUAAUGACUGAUCAAACUUCUCGCAGACGGAAAUGGGACCAAGAAGACAAUUCAUCUGAACCUGUUACUAAAAUUGCCAAAACAGAAACAAGUAAUGAAGAACCAAUAGAUCCUAUGAAGGCAGCAAGUCUCGCUGCUGCCAGAUUGAAUGCACUAUACGCUAUAAAAAAAACUACAGGAUCACCGACUGCAGAUACGAAACAAACUGGUACACCACCACCACCUCCUCCAACUACCAAUAAGGAAGAAUUCUCUAAAAAAAUUGAAAUCAAUGAUCUAAAGAACAGAUAUAUGUUAACUCGUGGUGCAACACAAUCUGAAAUUGCUCAAGAAACUGGUGCAGAAAUCACUACUCGAGGCAAAUAUUAUCCUGAUGCAAAUCUUGCAACAGAAAAGGAACCUCCAUUAUACCUUUAUAUUAGUGCAUCUACUCAAGAAUCUUUGGAUCAAGCUGUCUCUAAAGUGAAUGACCUGAUUGAAAAUGCAAAAGUACCUACUCCUGGACAACAUGGUAGUUUUCGACGACCUCCUCAUGAACACAAUAAUAAUAAUAAUGUAGACGAUGAUCAUCAGAACAAUGGCUAUUCACAAUACACUGACAAGGAUAAUAGUCGAUCACCUUAUGAGCGACCUCAACGCAAAUUUUAUGAAGAAAACGUAUUAAUUGGAAUUCCAGAAGGUCCUCAUUACAAUGUACGUGCCAAGAUCGUUGGUCCUCAAGGUGCCUAUGUCAAACAUAUAAGUAGUGUUACUGGAUGUCGUAUUCAAGUGCGAGGUAAAGGAUCUGGCUUUUAUGAACAGGAUACUGGUAAAGAAUCCGAAGAACCUCUUUAUAUGCACAUCUCAACACCUCGUCAAGAAAUGUUACCAAAGGCUGUGCAAUUGGCAAAAGAUUUGAUUGGUACUAUCAAAGAAGAAGUAGAACAACGAAAUCAAUCGGGUGCUCGUGGAUAUAAUCGUGGUUAUCAUCCCAAUCCUCAUCAUUCAAAAGGGAAUUAUCAACAGUAUCAGCAAAACUAUGAUUAUCAAGGAUAUGGAGUAGAAUCUCAACAUGCGGGAACAAAUAAUACAACUAACGAUCAAGCUUAUAGUGCUCAUGAUUACAGUCAGUAUGAUUAUUAUGGACAACAACAAUAUGAUCCAGCCUAUUACAAUCAAUAUUAUCAAUACUAUCAACAACAACCAACAGGGUCAUCCAAUGGAGAACAAUCAUCAACACCAACUUCAACAGGUGGUGAAUCAUCACCUUCCUACAAUUCAGUACCACCACCAUCACAAUAUUAAAAAAAAAAAAAAUAAAAUUGAAAUUUCAGUGUGAAAUCAUAGUUAUCUUGUUAGAUCGGCUCGUUUAAUAACAACUGGUCUUGUUAUUUUAUUUUGGGUUAUUUAGAAUCUUUUAAUAAAAAUAUAUUUAUUACAUCAUGA